AUGGGUGUCACCAAGACUACCAUCAAGUCCGGCAGUGGCGACCAGCCCACCAAGGGCGACACCGUCACCAUUGAGUAUACCGGAUGGCUCAAGGACACAUCCAAGCCCGACUCCAAGGGAAACAAGUUCGAUUCGUCCGUCGGCCGUGGCGACUUUGUCGUCAAGAUUGGCGUUGGCCAGGUCAUCAAGGGCUGGGAUGAGGGCGUCACACAGAUGCAGGUGGGCGAGAAGGCCACGCUCGACAUCAGCGCCGACUUUGGCUAUGGUGCCCGCGGAUUCCCCGGACACAUUCCCCCAAACUCCGAUCUGAUCUUUGACGUAGAGCUCAAGAACGUCAGGCGCUAA
Molecule: messenger RNA, 345 nt
Organism: Purpureocillium lilacinum
Lineage: Eukaryota; Fungi; Ascomycota; Sordariomycetes; Hypocreales; Ophiocordycipitaceae
Product: FK506 binding protein proline rotamase rapamycin-binding protein
Biological process (GO): protein peptidyl-prolyl isomerization
Cellular component (GO): cytoplasm
Molecular function (GO): peptidyl-prolyl cis-trans isomerase activity
Source: RefSeq, a predicted model, not a curated record